AUGGCAAAAUUAGCUUCAAAAAGUGGGAAGAUCACUAAACAAGAAAAGAGCUCAAAGCAGGCGAAUCAGCUCGCACUCAAAAUUAAAGAGCGUGCUUUAGCGAAAAAGAAGGAAGAAGAAGCAGAAGAAGAAGAGGAAGAACAGAGAAACAAUACCAGUGAUUCUGAUAGCGAAUCUGAAUCUACUAAUGAUCAAUCAGAUGCCAAGGAAAAUGUGAAAGUAGAAGAGGAAGAAGAAGAAGAAGAAGAAUCGUCACAAUACAAAUCGUUUGCUGAUUUUGGCCUUGCACCAGAACUUAUUGAGGCAUGUCAACAGCUUAAAUUCACAAAACCAACGCCCAUCCAGGCCGAAGCUAUUCCUUGGGGGCUUAAAGGUAAAGAUUUGAUUGGGCUUGCGCAAACCGGGUCAGGUAAGACCGCUGCGUUUGCCAUUCCAAUUCUUCAAGAACUUUGGGAAGCCAGAACCCCAUAUUUUGCCUGUGUGCUUUCUCCAACCCGUGAAUUGGCGUACCAGAUCAAGGAAACUUUUGAUGCUCUUGGAUCAGGAAUGGCUUGUAAAACCGUUUGUAUCGUUGGUGGGGUAGGGAUGAUGGACCAAGCCAGAGACUUGAUGAAGAAACCUCAUAUAAUUGUCGCGACCCCUGGUAGAUUGCUCGAUCAUCUCGAGCAUACCAAAGGGUUCAGUUUAAAAGCCUUGAAAUACCUCGUGUUGGACGAAGCGGAUCGUUUACUCGAACUUGAAUUCGGCCCGGCCUUGGAUCGUAUCCUUGAACUCGUUCCUAAAAAACGUCGUACCUUCUUAUUCUCCGCCACUAUGACCUCAAAAGUCGCUAAGCUUCAACGUGCGUCUCUUGAAGACCCUGUCCGUUGUGCAGUCAAUGAUAAGUAUACCACUGUCGACUCACUUAUUCAAACCAUGAUUGUCGCCCCAAGUGGAUCAAAAGAUACUCAUUUAAUCCGUCUUCUUGAUAAAUACACCGGUAAGGCAAUCAUCAUCUUCACCCGUACUGUGGCGAAUUGUCAAAGAACAGCGAUUCUUGGGAAAAUCUUGGGUUUCCCAAUUGUCCCACUCCAUGGCCAACUCAGUCAGUCUAAGCGUUUGGGUGCCCUUAAUAAGUUCAAGAGUGGAUCAAAGCAAAUUCUUGUGGCUACCGACGUGGCGGCUCGUGGGUUGGAUAUCCCAUCGGUGGAUUUGGUGAUAAAUUACGACAUGCCAACCGAUUCGAAAACUUAUAUUCACCGUGUGGGGCGUACUGCCAGAGCAGGGAAGAGUGGUCGUUCCGUUAGUUUGGUUACUCAGUAUGAUUUGGAAUUAUUGUUACGUAUUGAACAAGCCCUUGAUAAGAAAUUGGCUAAAGAGGUGGUGGACAAUCAAGAAAUUGCAAUUUUGCAUAAAACUGUCGAUAAAGCUUUUGUGCAAGCCAUUCAUGAAUUCAAAUUGUUCCAGGAAAAUAAUAAACAAAGGGGUAAACAUGACAAACGUGGAGACAACAAGGAUAGGGAAGAGCGUUAA
Molecule: messenger RNA, 1512 nt
Organism: Saccharomycopsis crataegensis
Lineage: Eukaryota; Fungi; Ascomycota; Saccharomycetes; Ascoideales; Saccharomycopsidaceae
Gene: RRP3
Product: RNA-dependent ATPase RRP3
Exons: 1
Coding region: 1-1512 (503 amino acids)
Molecular function (GO): RNA helicase activity; nucleic acid binding; ATP binding
Source: RefSeq, a predicted model, not a curated record